AUGGAGAAACAAACAGACGAUGGGCUUACUGGGCCAUCGACAAAGAAUCUCCAAACAGAAAAUGAGCCCGCCGCUGUCCUUCAAAACGCAGUCCCCGCCACAGCAAACAAUAUCCCAGACCCCGAUGAAGAUGAUUUAGAUGAUCUAGAUGAUAUGCUGGACGAAUUCACACCGGCGCAACCAGAACCUAAAGCCCCCUCCCUCCCAUCGGGUCCUGGCAGACCAGCAGCCGUGGCUGCCGAUCCUCCUGUCGCAGACGCACAGGAACCUUCAGAUGAAGAUUUCUCAAAACAGUUACAAGCUGGUCUCGCUGAUCUCUUAGGAGAAUUUGAGAAAUCCCCAGAUAUGCAAGGGCAGUUCGAGAGCAUGUUAAAAGAGCUAGGCGGACCGGCGGCUUUGGAACAAGUUGCAGCGGGGUUGACCACACUCCCCGGUUCAACUGCUACAAAGGAGACUCCUAGCACUGAGACAAAACCCACACCCAAGGCUGGCGUAGAGGGUUCAACUACAGAAGAAUCGUUCCAAGAAACUAUCAAGAAGACCAUGGAGCGCAUGCGUACCUCUGGGGACCAAGCCACGGCAGCUGCAACCUCGGAAUCCUCCGACGAUUUCCUAGCGGAGAUGAUGAAGGCAAUGCAGGCUUCGGGCCUGGACGGCGGUGAAGGUAGCGAGGAGGAUUUCUCUAAAAUGUUGCUAGGGAUGAUGGAGCAACUGACAAAUAAGGAGAUAUUGUACGAGCCGAUGAAGGAGCUUGAUGAUAAAUUCCCUUCGUGGAUGGAGAAGAAUGCGGGGAAAGUACCGGAGGAUGAUUUGAAGAGAUACAAGGAACAGCAGACUUAUGUGAGGGAGAUUGUCGCGCGUUUUGAUACAAAGGCCUAUAGCGACGACAAUAGCGCUGAUAGGGAGUAUAUCGUGGAAAGGAUGCAGAAGAUGCAAGCAGCUGGUUCUCCGCCUGCAGAUUUGGUUGGAGAUAUGGCAGCUGCUCAAGAAGCGUUUGGAGCACCCGAAGAAGGCUGUCCUCAACAAUGA
This is a messenger RNA of Venustampulla echinocandica, 1029 nucleotides long. RefSeq lists its product as uncharacterized. NCBI's taxonomy places the organism in Eukaryota, Fungi, Ascomycota, Leotiomycetes, Helotiales, Pleuroascaceae. Bases 1 to 1029 code for a protein of 342 amino acids. Gene Ontology annotation, biological process: protein import into peroxisome membrane. Gene Ontology annotation, cellular component: peroxisome; peroxisomal membrane. The record is from RefSeq and is a predicted model, not a curated record. The transcript has 3 exons.